UUCAAGGAGGGCAAACAUGGCGGAAUUUGUUCAUCAGAAUAUUGAGGAAACACUGCAGGAACUGGAGCAGCUAGAACGUGUAGGGCUGUUCACAAAACCAGAAAUAAAAACUAUAGUGAAGAAGAGAACAAACUUUGAGUAUCGUCUCGUUCGCCUCAAGAAAGAGAAGGAAGAUUUCUUGAGAUAUAUUCAGUAUGAAAUCAACCUCUUAGCUUUGAUCAAGACAAGGAGGGAGCGACUAGGCUACUUCUUCAAGAAGGAUGAGAUUGAGUACGCAAUUAUCCGACGAAUCCAGAGAUUGUUCAGGAGAGCCUGCACCAUGUUCUGUGAUGAUCAGAAACUCUGGUUCUCCCACAUACAGUUCUGCAAGAAAUGGAACAUGAAGAAUGAGCUGAGUAAACUGUUCACCAAAUUGCUGAAAGUCUACUCCAAAAAUCCAGCAUUGUGGAUAAUCGCAGCCAAGUUUCAAAUGGAGGACAAUCUGUCUGCGGAGAAUGCUCGGAGUCUCCUGCUACGAGCCAUCAGGCACCAUCCUAAGAGUCAGAAGCUCAGAGUUGAGUAUUUCAGAAUGGAGUUGAUGCAUGCUGAUAAGCAAAGAAAGCGUUGGGCCGUGUUAAAACAGAGUGACGUAGAUGUCGUUGAGGAAGGAAUGGAGGAUGCCCUCUUGCAGGGACAGGUGGCCAGGCUCGUUUAUAAAAUAGCCAUUCAAGAUAUGCCAGAUGAUAUUAAUCUUCACUUGGCGUUCAUUCCGGUCUGCAAUAAGUUUGACUUCACUCAGGACAUUAAAGACGAGAUUUAUACAGAUCUUCAGGAAGCUCAUCCGAAUAAUGAACUAAUGUGGGAUGCCCUCGCAAGGAGACAUCUAACGGCCGCCAGAAAUGAAUCUGCGUCAAUCCACUUAGCAGAAGAGUCACAAUGUUGGACAGUCUACCAGACGGCUGCGGAGAGACUACCAACAACCAAGAUGUGGACAUUGUUUGCUGACUGCUGCAUAGAGAGACUACACCUGGGUGGACCCUCCGAUGUCAGUGAUAAGCGAGCCAAGACAGCCUUAAAGGUUUUCUCAACUGCACAUGAAAAGACGAAAUUCACUGAAGAUCUGUAUUUGAAAUGGAUGAGACUCCUUCAAGACAUCGGUGAGAUUGACAAAGCUAAGGAGGUUGCAGCAUCAGCUAUUACAUCUCAUCAACGCUCAGCGGACAUCUGGGAGGCGUGUCUCCGCCUUGCUAUGAGGGACUGUGGAGUCGACAAACAGCAGCAGCUUGAUGAGGUGUCUCAGCUCUUCGAUAGCGCCAUCUCAUUCGUCAAAUCUAAGAAUGCUCUACCUCUGUGGUAUUUGGGUUUAGACUGGUGCCUCAUCAUGAAUCCGGAGAAUGUGCAUGAUAUAUUCAAGGCUGCAAUGAAGGAGCCACCAGUGAUCUCAUCACCGAUGCAGUCAAGAUACUUACAAUGGGCAGCCUUUACUAAGGAACUCAAGAGAGCAAGAAAAAUCUACAAGAGAUUAUCCAAAACCAGGCCUCUGUCUCUGGACCUGUUCAGGCAGAAUAUCUCCAUGGAACUGGCUCAGGCCGAACCAGACCAUUCAAGAGUGCGUCGAUGUUAUGAAGAUGCCCUCAUGGAGUACGGAUCAACCAGACCAGAUUUAUGGUUGGAGUAUGUCCGUCUAGAGAAGGAUAACGUUCAUGCGAGUGAGAUUCACUGGAGAGCAACAAAAGCACUGUCUGGAUCUGACCUGGAAGAAUUUACUAACGGUUUCACGUUACUACAAACUGGCCAUCUGUAAAUUGGUCGAUUUAAUGAACGGCUUCACAUUACUAUAAACUGGCCAUCUAUAACAACCACGUAAAGGUACAUAGAGUUUUAAUUGACCUGCUCAGAGUUGGACAAGUUGAGUCACUGUUUCAGGGUUCAAGGCACAGGACACUUUUGGUAAUUACUCAAAAUAAUUGUUGGCAUAAAAACUUACUUGGCAAUGGGGAGCUGUUGAU
This is a messenger RNA of Asterias rubens (European starfish), 1988 nucleotides long. Its product is annotated as U3 small nucleolar RNA-associated protein 6 homolog. Gene Ontology annotation, biological process: maturation of SSU-rRNA from tricistronic rRNA transcript (SSU-rRNA, 5.8S rRNA, LSU-rRNA). The record is from RefSeq and is a predicted model, not a curated record. The transcript has 19 exons. The coding region runs from base 17 to 1783 and encodes 588 amino acids. NCBI's taxonomy places the organism in Eukaryota, Metazoa, Echinodermata, Asteroidea, Forcipulatida, Asteriidae. Gene Ontology annotation, cellular component: small-subunit processome; Pwp2p-containing subcomplex of 90S preribosome. Gene Ontology annotation, molecular function: snoRNA binding; protein binding.